CAUAGAUUCUCUACCCAAGUAAACUCUCGCACAAACUUAAUAGUAUUCAAAUUGAUUACGUGGGACUGUAUAACUGCAAAGGGUUCUGGGUAUAGAUGCCAGAUUUACAAUGGUGUUAUGGACUCUAAGGUUUAUCAACAUGUUCUUGGCACUACAUACAUGGAAACACUGGACUACUGUGGUUUUGGCAAGGCACAAGUUUACCUUCAGCAUGACAAUGACCCAAAGUACAAGUCAAAGUCAACUUAACAAUGGUUAACAGAUAACAAUAUACGACACAUUGACGGCUAACCCUCUCAAAGCUCUGGUUUGAACCCAAUGGAACACGUUUGGCAUCGAUUAAAGCUUCGUCUCAGUUCGUACAGUAUCCAUGUCAGGAAUGUCGAUGAGCUUUAGGAAAGAGUCAACAGAGAAUGGAACAGCUUCGAUGGAGGCCUCUGCAGACAUUAUAUUGAUGGCAUGCCAGCAAGAAUGGAGGCUGUUAUAAGGGCCAAAGGCGAGCACACGUCGUAUUAAUAAACAUACCAUUUUUUUUAAUCUUUAAUUUUUCGCAUACAGAAGACACUCCACACAGGAGUAUUCUUUUAUA
Molecule: messenger RNA, 589 nt
Organism: Rhizopus microsporus ATCC 52813
Lineage: Eukaryota; Fungi; Mucoromycota; Mucoromycetes; Mucorales; Rhizopodaceae
Exons: 1
Molecular function (GO): nucleic acid binding
Source: RefSeq, a predicted model, not a curated record